GUAGGUACCUUACACAUAAUUAUUCAUAUUAUUUUAAUUUAUCAGUCAGAAACAUAAUAUAGUUGGAAGAGAACAAUAAUUUGAAACACGUUUAGUCGUAAAAUGGCCGUCAGGAAUGCGGCUGAUAUUUCAUUAUAAAUUUUAAUUUAUUUAUUUAACAAAAUAUCAUUCUAGUCAUAGAUUUAGUUUUAAACCCAGUGGUGGCCAUUGUUGCUUUAAAAAAUCCUGAAAUAUUAUGGUGAAUUGAAGAGAAUUUUACAAGAUCAUCAAGCAAAAAUGGCGUCGUCCUAUCUUAUACUAUUCAGUCUUCUUCUGGCCACUUCAGCCCACGUCCCAGCGCCGCGCUACAAGCUGAGAAAAGUGCUAAUAUUCAGCCGACACGCCAUACGAACACCCGUGGCCACUGCCCUGAACGAAAUCACACCCAAAUGCUGGCCUCAAUUCGAAGAGGAACCUGGCUAUUUGACAGCAAAGGGAGCGAUGGUCGAAGGCCAGAUGGGUGUCUUCUUCUCCGAAUGGCUUCAGAAAGAAGGGCUACUGACAGGGGAUUGUCCAGAUGAAAGCAUGUUUUAUGCUUACGCGAAUAUAAAGCAGAGAACGAAGGCUAGUGCUCGCGCCUUUGUCGAGCAUGCGUUCCCUGGUUGCAACGUGACUGUCCACCACAAAAAUAAGUAUCCAGAUCCUGUGUUCGCGCCGAUCUUACACAACACCUCCGAGGCUUUCAAGGAAGCAGCUGUGAUAUCUAUGAAGGGAAGACUCCACGCUUUAAAGUUGACUGAUGCGUUAAACGAUUUAUCCAGCAUUCUGGAUUUUAAUGACUCGAAGAAGUGCUUAGAGGAUCAUGAAUGUGAUUUUGCUCUAGAUAAGAACAAGAUCAGUAUCGAUAAAGACAAAACAUCAGUUAAGGGGCCUCUUAAAUACGGCAAUGAAGCUGUGGAUGCCUUCGUCAUGGCUUACUUCCAAGGGUUUCCGACGGAAGAAGUGGCGUGGGGGAGUAUGAGCUCGGAACGCUGGCGCGAGCUGAUCAGAAUCAUGAGAGGAUAUCACGACGUUGUCUUCAACGACACGGCAAUAGCAAAAGACAUAUCAAAGAAUCUAAUCCAAUACAUAAAGACGCGGCUCCUAAACAAGUCUUCAGCAGUCACGCUGCUCAUGGGUCACGAUGCGAACUUUUACACUUUCCUGCCGACUCUAGGCAUCAAGUAUUACGAGCUAAAGGACCAGCUCGAGAACAUUCCUCCAGGAGGGAAGAUUGUGUUCCAGAAAUGGUAUGACGUGAUUGAGGAAAAGGAGCUAUUGAAGAUCAACUUUGUGUACCAGUCCAGUCAUCAGCUAAGGAAAGGGUCUAAACUGAGUUUAGCGCAUCCGCCCCGCAGUAUUUUGUUGGAAAUAAACGGCUGUGAAGUGGACAGUAAAGGCUUCUGCCCGUGGGAGGAUUUCGCCAGGGCUUUGAAUGCCAUAGAGUUUAAUUCUUCAUGAUAUUAAAUGUUACAACACAA
This is a messenger RNA of Plutella xylostella (diamondback moth), 1499 nucleotides long. Its product is annotated as glucose-1-phosphatase. NCBI's taxonomy places the organism in Eukaryota, Metazoa, Arthropoda, Insecta, Lepidoptera, Plutellidae. The record is from RefSeq and is a predicted model, not a curated record.